Messenger RNA from Tuber aestivum (summer truffle), 475 nucleotides. The record is from the annotation of a GenBank genome assembly. Lineage: Eukaryota; Fungi; Ascomycota; Pezizomycetes; Pezizales; Tuberaceae.
UGCUCCUGAUAAGAUCCACCCCCACACUCAACCGCACGCUCGCCCGAAGCAAACCUUUAACGCUCAAUCAAACCCAAAUCUACCCCGCUAACCGAACAAUGCCCAAUAAGCGAAAACACAUCUCUACUCCCUUCACUAGGCACCCGCAUCUGCACAAAAAGCAAAACCCGGCACCGCGACCCCACCACCGCCAGCACCAACAAGGAUCCAACUCCAAAUCCAAAUCCAAACCGAUCGCCAAACAGCCACCACCGCAGAAACCCCCCUCCCUCUUCCACCCCAGCUCGAGAAUCCUCCUCCUAGGCGAAGGGGACUUCUCCUUCGCCGCCUCGCUAGUGCGUCACCACUGCGUUCUACAUUUGACAGCAACGAGCCUGGAUAGUGAAGCGGAGUUACUAGAAAAGUACCCGCAGGCAGCGGGGAAUGUUGCUGUAGUGCGAGGGAUGAUUAGUGGUGGGGGGGUGGUGGUGCACGG